AUUCUAUGCAAUGGUUUAUGCCACUAGAGCUCGUGGCUGACGACUAAAUAAGCAGCAGCGCAGUAUUAAUUUGACGUUAAACGUAAUUCUUCUCCCUUCCUCUUUCUCUUUCAAAAUAGAGAAGAGGAGUUUUUCCUCAAAUUUUCGUAUAGUAGCCAUUAAACUGCUGUAAUCGAGCUAGUUCGAAAAAAUGCCGCGCGAAGAACAAAGGAAAGGACAGUUCUAGUGAGGAAGAAGAUGAACCUAAAGCACAUGGUGAUUCAGUAAAAAAUCAUAGUUCAUCAGGAACAGAUACUGAAAGUGAAUCAGAAUCAGAAUCUGAAACUGAGGGAAAGACAAAAGGUGUAGAAAAUUUAAUUCAAGUUGAAAAUCCAAAUAGAGUACAAAAAAAAGCGAAAAAAUUAUCUCAAUUAAAUCAAUCUUUAGACUCAGCAAAACCAGAUUUAUCUCGCAGAGAACGAGAACAACUAGAAAGACAGAGAGCAUACGCAAACUAUCAAAAAUUGCAUGCAGCAGGUAAAACAGAAGAAGCACGCGCGGAUUUAGCACGAUUAGCUAUAGUUAAACAGCAACGAGAAGAGGCGGCUAGAAAACGAGAAGCCGAAAAGAAACAAAAGGAACUUGCCCUGCAGAAAAAAACAGAACUUAGGCAAAAAGCACUCGGCAAAAAAUCCUAGAACGUUUUAACUUGAGUCAAUUAAGAACUAUUUGAUGUCACAGCUACUAUUAACAAUGAACAGUUAAAAAUCUACUUUCGUAUUGAUACUAAUUGAUUAAACGUAUUUACAAUAUGCGUUUAAUGGAAAUGUCCUUGUUUAAUUAUAUAUAAAUAUAAUUAUUAAAAUAACUAAA
This is a messenger RNA of Heterotrigona itama, 852 nucleotides long. The record is from the annotation of a GenBank genome assembly. Lineage: Eukaryota; Metazoa; Arthropoda; Insecta; Hymenoptera; Apidae.